UCUCAAGCUUUGCACGUAAAGUUUGGACUAGCUGCCCCGGAAGAUCACCUGACUGUGACUUGAGGGGUGUGAGAGAGAGAGGGUGGGGAGAGAGCUUGAGGAGAGCGUGCUUGAGCCUGGGAGGAAUUGGGCCAUGCCCCAGGACUUGAGCCAUCUCUGGCACAAAAGGAGUUAAUGGCAGGGACCGCGCCCCCCCGUGUCCGGGCACGCGCAGCGCGCCCCCUCUGUGCGCGGGCACAGCAGCCAGGCUGCCGGAGAGCAGAUCUCGGGGAUUCGGGUGCGGAGCCCUUGGCCUGGAGGCGAUAUGGGUGGUCCGUGGCCCGGUUCAGUCGCUCGCAACAGCCCGGGGAACAGGCCUGUCUGGCCCUGAGGGAGUCCCCUUUCUGAAGCUGUGGUGCUCGGAAGACCUGCUCUCUACGUUGCCGGGCACCUGUAGGUGUCCCUCGAGAGCUCAGUUUUGAGGUUCAAGUCAGUGUGGCCAUGAAGGGGCUGCCUAUUGGGCUGAUGCUGUGACCCCGGAGUCUGCCUUUCCUGCCAGUCCCCCGGCCCGGAACAUGUGGCUGCGGCUUGGCCUGCCCUCGCUGUCCCUGAGCCCCAAGCCCACAGUUGGCCGGAGCCUGUGCCUCACCCUGUGGUUCCUGAGCUUGGUGCUGAGGGCCAGUACCCAGGCCCCAGCACCCACAGUCAAUACUCACUUUGGGAAGCUAAGGGGUGCCCGGGUACCAUUGCCCAGUGAGAUCCUGGGGCCUGUGGACCAAUACCUUGGGGUGCCCUACGCAGCCCCCCCCAUCGGCGAAAAACGUUUCCUGCCCCCUGAACCACCCCCAUCGUGGUCGGGCAUCCGGAACGCCACACACUUUCCCCCAGUGUGCCCCCAGAACAUCCACACAGCUGUGCCCGAAGUCAUGCUCCCUGUCUGGUUCACGGCCAACUUGGAUAUCGUCGCUACUUACAUUCAGGAGCCCAACGAAGACUGCCUCUACCUGAACGUCUAUGUGCCCACGGAGGAUGUAAAGCGGAUUUCCAAGGAAUGCGCCCGAAAGCCCAACAAGAAAAUUUGUAGGAAAGGAGGAUCCGGCGCUAAGAAACAGGGCGAGGACUUAGCGGAUAAUGACGGGGAUGAAGAUGAAGACAUCCGGGACAGUGGCGCUAAGCCUGUCAUGGUCUACAUCCAUGGAGGCUCUUACAUGGAAGGGACAGGCAACAUGAUUGACGGCAGCGUCCUGGCCAGUUAUGGCAACGUCAUCGUCAUCACCCUCAACUAUCGGGUUGGAGUGCUAGGUUUCCUGAGCACUGGCGAUCAGGCCGCCAAGGGCAACUAUGGGCUCCUUGACCAAAUCCAGGCCCUCCGCUGGGUGAGCGAGAAUAUCGCCUUCUUCGGUGGUGAUCCCCGCCGUAUCACCGUCUUUGGCUCGGGCAUUGGCGCGUCCUGUGUCAGCCUCCUCACGCUGUCGCAUCACUCUGAGGGGCUUUUCCAGAGGGCCAUCAUCCAAAGUGGUUCUGCUCUGUCCAGCUGGGCUGUGAACUACCAACCAGUGAAGUACACCAGCCUGCUGGCAGACAAGGUAGGCUGUAACGUGCUAGACACCGUCGACAUGGUGGACUGUCUUCGGCAAAAGAGUGCCAAGGAGCUGGUAGAGCAGGACAUCCAGCCUGCCCGCUACCAUGUGGCCUUUGGCCCCGUGAUUGACGGUGAUGUCAUUCCUGAUGACCCGGAGAUUCUCAUGGAACAGGGCGAGUUCCUCAACUAUGACAUCAUGCUAGGCGUCAACCAGGGUGAGGGGCUCAAGUUUGUGGAAGGGGUGGUGGACCCUGAAGAUGGUGUCUCUGGCACUGACUUUGACUACUCAGUCUCCAACUUUGUGGACAAUCUGUAUGGCUAUCCUGAGGGUAAGGACACCCUGCGGGAGACCAUCAAGUUCAUGUACACAGACUGGGCAGACCGUGACAAUCCUGAGACCCGCCGUAAAACACUGGUGGCACUCUUCACUGACCACCAGUGGGUGGAGCCCUCAGUGGUGACAGCUGAUCUGCACGCCCGCUAUGGCUCGCCUACCUACUUCUACGCCUUCUACCAUCACUGCCAGAGCCUCAUGAAGCCUGCUUGGUCAGACGCAGCUCAUGGGGAUGAAGUACCCUACGUUUUCGGUGUCCCUAUGGUAGGCCCCACUGACCUUUUCCCCUGCAACUUCUCCAAGAAUGACGUUAUGCUCAGUGCUGUCGUCAUGACCUACUGGACCAACUUUGCCAAGACCGGGGAUCCCAACAAGCCGGUCCCCCAGGACACCAAGUUCAUUCACACCAAGGCCAACCGCUUUGAGGAAGUGGCCUGGUCCAAAUACAAUCCCCGAGACCAGCUCUACCUUCACAUCGGCCUGAAGCCAAGGGUCCGCGAUCAUUACCGUGCCACAAAGGUGGCCUUUUGGAAACACCUGGUGCCCCACCUAUACAACCUGCAUGACAUGUUCCACUACACGUCCACAACCACCAAAGUGCCACCCCCGGAUACCACCCACAGCUCCCACAUCACCCGCAGGCCCAAUGGCAAGACCUGGAGCACCAAACGACCAGCCAUCUCACCUGCCUACAGCAAUGAGAAUGCCCAAGGGUCCUGGAACGGGGACCAGGAUGCAGGGCCGCUCCUGGUGGAGAACCCUCGUGACUACUCCACUGAAUUAAGCGUCACCAUCGCCGUGGGGGCCUCCCUCCUCUUCCUUAAUGUCCUGGCCUUCGCUGCCCUCUACUAUCGGAAGGACAAGCGGCGUCAGGAGCCCCUGCGGCAGCCCAGCCCUCAGAGGGGAGCCGGGGCUCCUGAAUUGGGAGCUGCUCCGGAGGAGGAGCUGGCAGCACUGCAGCUGGGCCCCACCCACCAUGAGUGUGAGGCGGGUCCCCCCCAUGACACCCUGCGCCUCACUGCACUGCCCGACUACACGCUGACCCUGCGGCGCUCCCCUGAUGACAUCCCACUCAUGACCCCCAACACUAUCACUAUGAUCCCCAACUCCCUGGUGGGGCUGCAGACAUUGCACCCCUAUAACACCUUUGCCGCAGGGUUCAACAGUACCGGGCUGCCCCACUCACACUCCACCACCCGGGUAUAGCUGCAGCCCAGAGCACAGCAUAUAUCCCGGCUCUGUCCCUCCCGGAUCCACGAACACACACACACACACACACACACACACACACACACAUACACACACACACACACACAGACAUAUAUGUAUACGCACGCACCCACACCCGACAGCAGACCCACCUGCACAAACAUAGACAGAUGUGGGCAUGCACCCGCAUGUGCAACAACACAAAUAAGGAAGUAAACCUGAACAAACCCUUCAAGUGGGGACGCAAACAAGUCCUUGGGGAACUGAGGACCCGUGGAACAGCAGCUGAAGCCGGCUCCCCGAGCCUGACCACAGACACUACUGGGGAGCCUGAAGCACCAGCUGGACACCCCCUUGGUGCUCGCCUUCCACCUCUCUUGGAUGUGCACCACCGACCAACUCCAGACUUGGGAGCUUUAAAGAGCAGAGUAGCUCUUUCUCCCCCAGACUUGGUCUUUUUUCUGGGUCUUGUUUUUGUUGAUUUUUAAAAAAAAUUUUGGAACAAAUGCUUCUCCAACCGAUGGGUGCAAAGAAGCUCCGGAAGGGAGGGCUCCAGGCCCAGGUCUCUCUGGCUCUGGAACUCCCAGUGCUCACACAAUCCGACCAAGGAACAUGGCCCCCAAGAAACAGGUUCCAGCAAAACCAUGGGGAGAAGGAGGAAGGGGCUCUCACUGGAUGGGGUUGGAGGGCCUUAGGGGGCAACUUGCCAGCCACCUCUGUAUCUCUGCGGAGGGCUGCAGAGACCACAGGGUGACCUGCGUCCCCCAGAGGCCAGGAGCAUCGGCCUAGCUAGACCAGGCAGGGGACUGCAAAUUUGGUGAAGGAGGUUUUGUGGAGGCCAUGUGAUUAUCGGUGCCCUGGGUACAAUCUGGGUUCUGCCUCUGCCCUUGGGGUAAUGCUAUCAGAAGUUCGCCCCAUUUUCUUUACAGAGUCUCUUUUGUGUCUGUCAUUUCUCUUUCAAAAAGGUGGUGUUUUUUGUUGUUGUUGGCUUUUUUUUUUUUUUAAAGAAAAGUUCUUAAAACACUAACGGAAACCCACGGAGUUUGUCCUUUGUAAAAAUUUUAAACACAGUGUCUUGAUAUAAAAAUAAAAAAUCCAGUUAGCACUCCCAACCUGCCUCCCUUGCACAGGCCUUGCCCAACAGACCUCCUGGCAGGGCGCCUCCCUCUGCAUCCUGUGCCUUUAAGCUGAUACAAGUCUGGGCAGCACACUACCGGCCCCCUUCACGAAGGCCUCUCCAAUCUUAAUCAGGUUGCAGUCCCCACCCCCCUACCCCCCCCCCCCACGCUCUGGGUUCCUGCAGCUGAAGCCUUCUCUCAGCACCUCGGGCCUCCUAAUGAAACAUCAAAAAAAAACACUUCCUUCUUCACUGCACCACUCUGCUGACGCCGCCACCACCCGCCGCUGCCUCUGCCACUGCCACCAUUGCCACCACCCUGCCCUCGUCCUGGACUGGGGGCUGGGAGGAGGUCUGCCCUCUAACGUGCUGAAAUUCUUUUUCGUGUCUGAAUCCAGUGCAGCAUCAGAUAUGUGGACUCCCUGGCCUUGGGUGACUGACAGAGCAGGGGCCCUCUCCUCCCCAGAGAUACUGGUUUCCUGGUCUAUGAAUUAAAAUUGGAGAGGUCACUGGGGCUCUUGGAGCAUUCCUCUCCAGGAUGGUGAUCAGUGGCUCCCUGUCAACCCUGGGGGACAGAUUCAAUGGGCUCCACAGAGUUAGCAUUAUGGUAUCGUAUUAUUCUCAGUGACUUGAAGGACUGAACCAGGAGUCUGCUCAUCAAGUGUGACAGUUGGGUGGGGUUGCUGACACCUCAGAAACCAGGAAUAGAAUUCUUCAAAGUGACCCUGACAAAAUGAGGGAGAUGAACCAACACAACAGGAUGAUGUUCAGAGGGGACAAACACAAGGCAGUACAAAGACCAAAAUCGAGGACUAGUAUACUAAUAUGGUACGUGGGGACAAGAGAGAUGGGCAAUGAUUGACUUGACCCAGGUUAGUUAAAAAAGAAAAAAAGAACUGGGGGGAGGCUGGCAGGGUGGGUCACGAGUUGAAUGAGUCUGAGUCCGUAGUGUAGAACUGGUUUUCUCUUCCCUCCCUGCUCCCUCCCACCCUCUUCUUUCUCUUCCUCCCUCCCUCACUCCCUUCCUUCCUUCUUUCCAAAACUAACUCAAAUAUAGCAUAUCAUUGGGGCUUCCCUGGUGGCGCAGUGGUUGAGAGUCCACCUGCUCAUGCAGGGGACACGGGUUCGUGCCCCGGUCCGGGAAGAUCCCACAUGCUGCGGAGCGGCUGGGCCUGUGAGCCAUGGCCGCUGAGCCUGCACGUCCGGAGCCUGUGCUCUGCAACGGGAGAGGCCACAACAGUGAGAGGCCCGCGUACUGCAAAAUAAAUAAAUAAAUAAAUACUAGCAUAUCAUAACAAAAAUUUAGGAUGGAAUCCCUGGGAAGUAAUCAGAAUCCGAAUUUUUAGAAUUAGAAGUAACCUCAGAGUCAUGUAGUCCAACCCACUUAUUUUAUAAUUGGGUAAAUGGGCUCAGAAAAGCACAAUGUCACAGUGUUAGAAACAGAUCUAGAAUGCAGUCCAGUAACAUAUGACCUUUCUCAUGCUCCUCAACUUUCUCCACUCUACCUAGUAUUGGUUAGGCCUUUGAAAACAGUCGUGGGUCUGCCCUUGGUCAACACAUUUUCAGCAUAUGUAGAAAAGCUGCAGAGGGUCUGGAGAAGAGCAAAAACAAUGUGCCAAAGGACUAGGGUUUUUUUUUUUUAAUUUAGAAAGGAAGAAGCUGAUGAAGUAACAUUCAAUAAUUGUAGAGCACCUACUAUAUGACAAGUGUGCUAUACCAUCUUCAAAAAUGUAACUCUUAAAUAAGGACAGAGCUGGUGAUCUGUUCUCCAUUUCUUCUGAGACAGAUAGAGGGGAAAAGAUUGUUAAACACACGGCAAAACUUUGCUGUAGAUAGGAGCUGAUCAUGGCACGUAGUAAGUCCUCAAUAAUAAUUGCCAAAUUGAGUGAAUGACUAAGGGAAGCCAUGGUGCUCACCUUCCUGAAGGCGGAGAGGGCUGGGUUACGUGACCAUUUUAGAUCAAUUCAGAGUCUUUGUUGUCAUGAUCCUUUCAUUGCUCCAUGUCAGAUAUUACCAAAUUGGGCCUCCUCUUAUGGGGGGUGUGUGUGUACCUCCAAAUUAGGAGGCUUUCUAGUUGGGAAGAUUUAGACAUUGCUUCUCCUCUAAGAACUCAAGGUGCCAUAGCAAACCCAGCUCCAAUCCUAUUUGGGACCCAUCAGUGAGAGAUUACAGUUGGUCUUCACACCUUCAAAAGGUCUGAGUGACCUCCAAGGCAGGCAGGGUUUCAGUCUAAUUGACAGUCAGUGCUGUCCUGGGGUGCCUUGAGUGUUCUUGGCCCCCUUGUUGACCGCCAGCCCUGAGCCCAGCUAAGAAAGCCCAGGUUCUUGUUGAAAGGGCUGAGGGUAUAGUUAGAUUUGAUUUCACACUGCAAAAAACAUUAGUGCCUAGACCAGGUCCAGCCUGCAUCCCUAGAUUUAUCUAGUUUCUAUAUUAGUCCUUUGAGGAGCUGGACACAGCUAUCUUGGGAUCUGAACUUGUGGUAUGUGUGAAGGGCCAGAGGUUGGUCACUGUGGAAAAUCUCUGUAGGAAGUGAAGAUGGUUAUCAGGACUGUAGGCCAGGCCCUGUGCUGGUUUAUAUACCAUGAGGGAUAAAACAUACCCCUUUUGGUGUGCAUACUGUCAGGAAGACAAAACUGAACUAUGAUCAAAUGAGUGACAUGCAUAAUCUCUGUGACUUCAAUUGUAUGAUAAAGGUUAAAGGAGUUACAGAAAUUGCAAGAAAGGCUAUGAUGAGAUCUGGGUAGAUGGGUGGAAUAGUGGGCAUUCCAAAUUGGGAGAAAGUCCUCAGCCAGAGCAUGGAGAUAAGGUCUAGAUGUGCUUGAGGAGCAGUGAGGGAACUGACUUGACCGAAGUAGAGGGUUCAAGUUAAACGGUGGGAAAUCAGAUUGGAAAGGUAGGUUGUGGAGGCCUUCAUAACAGCUGAGGAGUUUGGGUGUUACCAGAUGAGUGAUGGGGCGCCCUUUUUCAUUUGCUAAUGGUUUUACAGAGAGGAAUCAAAACCUCCUAGGCAACCUUUGUGUUCCUUCUCUUCUGCAAAGAGAAGGAUUUUCAGAGUCAAAGGGACAAAGUGAGCCCCAGAGAGAGGCUCCUCAAGGCAGUCUAGUCCCAGAGAGCCUUUAGCUGCUCUGAGCAACUCCAUCUCAUAGUUUAGGUCAAUAACAGCCCAGGGUAUUAUGAUGACCUGCAGCUCAAGUUGCAGGACAACUGGUGAUGUCUUUGAAAACCCCAUGGAGGGUGAAAGGGAUGCACACUGCUGUGGUGUCACUGAGAUCAACGAGUUAAAUAUUGAUUGAAGGCAAGAUUCGAGAACAAAUGAUUAAAAGGAGGAUUGGUGAGCACUUACAAAAGGAAGAGAAGAUCACUCAGCCUCUGCAUGGAUUCAGGAAAAACAAGUCAUUCCCCACUCAAGCUCAUUUCCUUUGAUAGGGUGACUCGAUGGGCAGAUGAGGAGAAUGCUACCCCUACAAUGUAUUUGGAGUUCAAUAAAACGUUCUCUCACCAUACUCUUGGGACAAUAUAAAGAAAUGUGGGGAUUCUAAGCGAUUCUUAAGCAGUUGAACGACCACACACAAAAGGGUUCUUUCUGUUUUAAUGUCACUAGAUCAAAUUUGAAAAUUACGCAUAGCUGGGAGAGAGAGCCAAAAUGUGAGAUGACAGAAAAAGAAUUCGUAGAGCUGUCAAGAGGCUGGUAUGAUAUAUACCAGUCAUGAGGCUGGACUCACUAUAGCAAAAUCAAAGUUUACAGGGACAAAUAUGAAGUCACCUAUUUGAAUUCCAAAAUGUAACAGUACAACCGUAGGAAGUGAGAGACGUUGCUUAGAGGGUUUUAGAAUAAAUGAAAACUCUUCAUGAUCCAUGAGUCAAAAGCACGGUUUGGUUGUUACAAAAAGUAUUGUGGGGACUUCCCUGGUGGUCCAGCGGUUAAGACUUCGCCUUCCAAUACAGGGAGUGCAGGUUCGAUCCCUGGUCGGGAAGCUAAGAUCCCACAUGCCUCGCGGCCAAAAAACCAAAAAACAGAAGCAAUAUUGUAACAAAUUCAAUAAAGACUUUAAAAAAAAUGGUUCACAUCAAAAAAACAAAUCUUUAAAAAAAAAAAAGUAUUGUGACCUUGGG
This is a messenger RNA of Orcinus orca (killer whale), 8334 nucleotides long. RefSeq names its product neuroligin 3 (gene NLGN3). The record is from RefSeq and is a predicted model, not a curated record. NCBI's taxonomy places the organism in Eukaryota, Metazoa, Chordata, Mammalia, Artiodactyla, Delphinidae. The transcript is spliced from 8 exons. Gene Ontology annotation, molecular function: signaling receptor activity; neurexin family protein binding. Gene Ontology annotation, cellular component: cell surface; synapse; postsynaptic specialization membrane. Gene Ontology annotation, biological process: presynaptic membrane assembly; chemical synaptic transmission; neuron cell-cell adhesion. Bases 555 to 3101 code for a protein of 848 amino acids.